Paramuricea clavata is the source of this 1020-nucleotide messenger RNA. The record is from the annotation of a GenBank genome assembly. Lineage: Eukaryota; Metazoa; Cnidaria; Anthozoa; Malacalcyonacea; Plexauridae.
AUGCAAUUCAAGUCCACUGCAGUAACCUUUUUGGGACACAAAUUAACUGAUCAAGGAAUUUGCCCGGAUCCGGGAAAGGUUAGCGCAGUUCGUGAGAUGCCAAGACCUCUUGAUAAAGUUGGGGUACAGCGUUUUUUGGGGAUGUGUAAUUAUUUAUCAAAAUUUUGUCCAAAUCUAAGUGAAACAGUGUUGCCGUUAAGAAAUCUAGUCAAGCAGAACGUUGAAAUUAAUUGGUCGGAUUCGCAAGAAAAUGCUUUCAACGCAGCUAAAGAUCUUAUUGCAUCAAGCACAAAUUUACUUUAUUAUGACGUUAAACUUCCAGUUACGUUACAAGUGGAUGCGUCGGAUGAAGCUAUUGGUGGGGUACUUAUGCAAGAAGGGAAACCAGUUUGUUUUACGUCACACACUUUAACAGAUACAGAAAAACAAUAUGCGCAGAUUGAAAAAGAGUGUUUGGCUAUCAUGACAAGUAUGAAGAGGUGGCAUCAGUAUCUCUUUGGUAAACAUGACAUUAUUGUGCAAACGGACCAUCAACUUUUAGAAACAAUUUUUAAAAAGCCACUUAGUAAGGCACCACGCACUUCAACGGAUGAUGCUUCAACUACAGCAGUAUAAUUUUGAAGUUGUGUAUAAAAGAGGGAAAGAACUUUAUGUUGCAGAUACUUUGUCACGGGCAGCAUUAAAAGAAAAUUGCGCGGUGGAGUUGGAGUCAGAAAUGGUAUUUCGAGCUGAGCUGGAGCAGAUAGGUUUAAAACCUGCCAAGAUGUCAGACUGUACGUUAAAUAGAAUGAAAGAAGAGACCAGAAAAGACCAAACGUUGAAGUGUUUGUUGGAAACGGUGCGAAAAGGAUGGCCAUCGGAUAAAUUAAUGGUUCCACCGUGUAUCAGACCGUAUUGGUUUUUUCUAGUUGAAAUCACGCUUCACGAAGGGGUGCUUUUGAAGACGCAUCAAGUGAUUGUACCAACAGUGUUGAGGAAAGAAAUGUUGGAAAAGAUUCACAAGUCUCACCAAGGUGCUGA